Daldinia decipiens is the source of this 1929-nucleotide messenger RNA. RefSeq names its product putative F-actin-capping protein. Gene Ontology annotation, biological process: response to nutrient; barbed-end actin filament capping; branched-chain amino acid catabolic process. The transcript has 4 exons. Bases 1 to 1929 code for a protein of 642 amino acids. The record is from RefSeq and is a predicted model, not a curated record. Gene Ontology annotation, molecular function: catalytic activity. Lineage: Eukaryota; Fungi; Ascomycota; Sordariomycetes; Xylariales; Hypoxylaceae. Gene Ontology annotation, cellular component: F-actin capping protein complex.
AUGAAGAAUUGUAUUUCGCUUCGUCCACUUGCGAGAGCGUCUACGCCUAUCAAUAAUAGGCUGUAUAAGUGCAGGCGACCGGUUGUAUGCUCAUCACGAUGUCGAAACUACUCUACGCAUCCGCCGAAUGCGAGACUCAACCUACCACCUGACUACUCAACUACGCCACUACUAGCACACAGCUCUCAGGCGGCACUUUCUAACCCAGAGUUACCGCCUGAAGCUAGAAAUGGUACGGCAAAACGUAUGAAUCUAUUCCAGGCCAUAAACGAUGCCUUGUCGAUAGCGCUUGCCGAAGAUGAGAACGUUCUGGUAUUUGGCGAAGACGUAUCCUUUGGUGGCGUGUUCCGUUGUACGAUGAAGCUUGCCGAGAAUUUUGGAGGAGCUCGCGUCUUCAAUACACCUCUGACGGAGCAAGGCAUCGUGGGAUUCGGCAUCGGGUUAGCCGCCGAGGGUAUGCGACCAGUAGCCGAAAUCCAGUUCGCUGAUUACGUCUACCCUGCAUUCGACCAAUUAGUAAACGAGGCCGCGAAAUAUAGAUACCGCGAAGGGGGAACCGGAAGAAGUGCGGGCGGCCUGACGGUGCGAAUGCCGUGCGGAGGCGUCGGCCACGGAGGAUUGUACCAUUCACAGUCACCCGAGAGCCUCUUCACUCAUAUUCCUGGUUUAAGAGUGAUAAUACCGAGAUCUCCACUACAGGCCAAGGGGCUGUUGCUUUCUGCUAUUAGGAGUAAUGACCCGUGCGUUUUCCUAGAACCCAAAAUCCUAUACCGAGCGGCCGUCGAACAAGUGCCGACAAAUCCAUAUACCUUACCCCUCUCCAAGGCAGAGAUACUUAAGGAGGGCAAGGACGUUACUAUUAUCUCAUACGGACAGCCACUAUAUACAUGUAAUGCUGCCAUUCAAAAGGCAGAAGAAGACUUGGGAAUUUCGAUAGAACUCAUCGACCUGCGAACCGUAUAUCCUUGGGACAAAGAGUGCGUCUUCGAGAGCGUGCGGAAGACGGGGAGGUGCAUGGUGGUCCACGAAUCCAUGGUAAACGCAGGGAUAGGGGCCGAGGUGGCCGCGGCGAUCCAAGAGGACCCAGACACGUUUAUAAGACUGGAAGCUCCGGUGUCGCGAGUGGCAGGAUGGGGUAUAUUCACACCGUUGAUGUUUGAGAAGUUCAACAUUCCCGACGUAGCUAAUAUCAAAGCCCUGACUUUCAACGAACCCGAUAUUGUCUCUAGACUGGGACCCGCGUUCGAGAGGUACAACGAGGAGCAGUUCGUCACCGCCAAGCUGCCCGGCAGCAGUCAACAAGUUAUCAUCAGCUCGCAUAGCUCCCUCGGCAACGGGCAAUACUACGACGUCGAGAGUUCGUCAAGCUUCACCUUCGACCAUGUCACCCAGAAAGCGAGCAACGUUCAGAGCUACGUGCUAGAAGGACCCCAGGCAGAUUUAGUGAAGUCGACACUAAAAAGCAUCUCGGCAUAUGUCAAGGAGCACUACCCGAGCGGUUCGUAUGGCGUGUACUCGAUCGAGGGAGACUCCAAGGUCGCCGUCAUAAUCGUCGCCAACAAGUACAGUCCGAACAACUACUGGAACGGCCGCUGGCGCUCCCUCUACAUCUUCGACCCUUCGAGCAGCAGCCUCGAGGGCAGCGUCAAAGUCGACGUGCACUACUACGAGGACGGCAACGUACGUCUGCUCACCAACAAGCCCAUCGCCGCAUCCGUGCCAUCAGGCACCGGAGCCGGCAUCGCCAAGGAGAUCAGCGCCGGCGAGCGCAAGUACCAGGAGGAGCUGAACAGGGGGUUCACGAGCCUGAGCGAGGGCGCCUUCAAGGGCCUGCGGCGACAGUUGCCCGUCACGCGCCAGAAGAUCGAAUGGGAUAAGGUCGCGAGUUACCGUGUCGGACAGGAUAUCGGAGGGGCUGCUAGAAGAUAG